AAAAUGAAAAGUCACGUCCUUGGCCAAGCAGAUAGCAGCGGGACAGAGUGGGUUUAAAAGGGUCAGCAGUGGAGCUGAACAGGCACCGAGGCUCAGGCAGAAACCAUCAUGAAGGCUUUCAUUCUUCUGGCUCUGUUCGCAGUGGCAUAUGCCGCUCCCAUUGAGGAUGAGGAUGACAAGAUCGUUGGAGGCUACGAGUGCAGAAAGAACUCUGUGCCCUACCAGGUCUCUCUGAACUCUGGCUACCACUUCUGUGGAGGCUCCCUGAUCUCCAGCACCUGGGUGGUGUCUGCUGCUCACUGCUACAAGUCCCGCAUCCAGGUUCGUCUUGGUGAGCACAACAUCGCUGUCAACGAGGGCACCGAGCAGUUCAUCAACUCUGCCAAGGUCAUCCGUCACCCCAGGUACAGCAGCCGCAACCUGGACAAUGACAUCAUGCUGAUCAAGCUGAGCAAGCCCGCCACCCUCAACAGCUACGUCCGCACCGUGUCCCUGCCCUCCAGCUGUGCCAGCUCUGGUACCCGCUGCCUGAUCUCUGGAUGGGGCAACACCAGCAGCUCUGGAAGCAACUACCCCGACCGCCUGAGGUGCCUGGAUGCUCCCAUCCUGAGCGACAGCAGCUGCAGGAACUCCUACCCUGGACAGAUCACCUCCAACAUGUUCUGUGCUGGAUUCCUCGAGGGAGGCAAAGACUCCUGCCAGGGUGACUCCGGUGGCCCCGUGGUGUGCAACGGUCAGCUGCAGGGUGUGGUGUCCUGGGGCUAUGGCUGCGCCCAGAGGAACAAGCCUGGAGUCUACGCCAAGGUCUGCAACUACAACUCCUGGAUCCGCAGCACCAUGUCCUCCAACUAAAUGGAUGAUUUUCUGAAUGGGCAGUCAGUCCCAUAUGUUACAUGUAUGAAAAUUAGCUUUUAAAUGCCAACAGUAGCACCCUAAAGUCACAGUGUACACAUUCUGAAGUUGGGGUAUAUUCAAUAAAAAAACAUUUUCAACAAUA
Molecule: messenger RNA, 997 nt
Organism: Lates calcarifer (barramundi perch)
Lineage: Eukaryota; Metazoa; Chordata; Actinopteri; Centropomidae
Product: trypsin-3
Exons: 5
Coding region: 109-852 (247 amino acids)
Biological process (GO): proteolysis
Molecular function (GO): serine-type endopeptidase activity
Source: RefSeq, a predicted model, not a curated record